UUGCGGCAUACGUGGCGCAAACAUUCUCGCAUGCUCGUUCGGUGUGAGCGCGUGUGAUAUUUUUUGUGUAAUCGUGUUUCAAAUUGAGUUUUAUUUUUUCAUAUUACUGUAUGCGCCGAUGUGCUGUUUAUAAAUAGACAGGAGGGGAAGCAGGGUUUCUUUCAGAAGUGUUUCUCAGAAGACUCAGCCAUGAUUGGACGUAUUUCCUUGCCGCGUACUACAACAGUCAGCCUGAAUGAAAGGUUCUCCACACUGCGCCAGCUGCGCGAGCGUCAGCAGGAGGAGGCGCGGCAGCUGCAGGAGCUGCAGCAGCGCCAGGCCAGCCAGCAGCUGGUCGACCAGAUGGAGAGCCGGCCGUCGGUCCGGGCGGCCCUCGGCGGACACCGACAGACACUGACGCCAGUGCUCCCUGAGCCGUCGGUGACACAGUCGCCCAAGCCUCGGCUGCACGUGAAGCAGCGUCUGGCGAUCCAGGCUCGUCUGGGUGUGAUGCGCACGGUCCCUGGCCAGGGCGGCGGCGGACCCAUCUCCACGCGACUGGGACGCGGCGCCAACGUCAAACGUCUGCAGACUGCGCGCAAAGCUGUGACACCUCAGAGGGGCGUGACGUCCAACCGGGGUCGUGGCCGGGGAGGGCGCACCUCAAACUUCACCGGCACGCGCACACGCGGCGGAGCGACGGCCGGGCGCGGCCGAGGCCGAGGGCAGGGCACCACCAACACCCGGGGAGCGGGUCGGGCGCGUGGUCGGGGCCGCGGCGCGCGCGGUCGGGCCGCCGGCACCCCGGCCACCAAGGAGGCGCUAGACGCCGAGCUGGACAGCUACAUGUCGGGCACGCGCGGCCACCUGGACGCCGAGCUGGACGAGUACAUGAAGGAGGCGGCCUGCCGAGUGACCGCCACGUGAUGCCGCCCGGCCGGUGGCGGCCCCCGUCCUCACCUACCCACCCACCGGCCCGCCGAGCGCCCGCGGCGCCCAGCGUCCCAGCGCGCCUGGCGCGUUGUACAUAGUGCUGCCGUCAUGUAAACUCAUACCUGAAAUGUACGUUUCUCGUUUGUUCCGGUCGUGUUUUUCGGUAUUGUCGCGAUGGCCCAGGGAGCUGAAGAAUGUCUCGCACGUUCAUUGUGUAUAAUAAUGCGACUAUUUAUGUA
Molecule: messenger RNA, 1151 nt
Organism: Amphibalanus amphitrite
Lineage: Eukaryota; Metazoa; Arthropoda; Thecostraca; Balanomorpha; Balanidae
Product: chromatin target of PRMT1 protein-like
Exons: 6
Coding region: 190-906 (238 amino acids)
Source: RefSeq, a predicted model, not a curated record